This is a messenger RNA of Nematostella vectensis (starlet sea anemone), 1432 nucleotides long. RefSeq names its product branched-chain-amino-acid aminotransferase-like protein 2. The transcript has a single exon. NCBI's taxonomy places the organism in Eukaryota, Metazoa, Cnidaria, Anthozoa, Actiniaria, Edwardsiidae. The record is from RefSeq and is a predicted model, not a curated record. Bases 256 to 1059 code for a protein of 267 amino acids.
UUGGGGGUUGAAAGCUAUCCAGUUAAGCUAGCUCCAUAUUAACGUACAGCCUUUAUCGCAAACCAGAUGGUAUUCAUAUCUUUUUACAGCGGGGGCAAGCAUGACUCUCACACCGUUAUAAUAGAAAAACUCAAAAAGCUGUGACAAGAGCGGCUAUAAAAGCGCACACUUAUAACAGCUUUUCACAAAUCAACUCUGGACCCUUGAAUGGAAAUUUAAAGUUCUUUUCCUAUCGGGAAAACGAAAUUUUCUUUGAUGGCAUCCAAACGAGUUUUGCUUUGGACAACACCUAGAUGUGUCUCAACAGCCUUUGAACGCUCAAUUAUGACUCUAAAGAGUACUAAAGUUCUUCACGAGCCUUUCUCGGCUUCGUUCUACUUUGGUCCUGAGCGGCAAAGCCUUCGUUACGCAGCCGACCCGGUUCAGCCGAACCAGAGCUACCGAUCCGUAAGCAAAACACUCCAAAAAGACUUUGAUGGCAUCGAUGUCUUGUUCUCAAAAGACAUGGCGUACGCUGUUCAGAAUCAUUUCAAUAUGUUCUCUGAAGAGGGCUUCAAGGAUUUCAAGCACACUUUCCUCAUUCGCGAACCGGCAAAAGCGAUCAUUUCUCUCUACCAUGCUUCAACCAACCCUAAGCUGACAGGCUGGUCCUACUUUGAUCCAGAAGAGGCUGGCUUCCGCCAAAUGCUCGGGCUCUACCAUUACAUCUCUCAGCACAUCGAUGAUUCCCCUGUGGUAAUUGAUGCAGACGAUCUAUUGGAUUUUCCCAACGAGACAAUGAAAAGUUACUGCGAGGCAGUGGGAAUAACGUAUGAAUCGAAUAUGACGUCAUGGGAGCCCGGCCCCGUUGCCGACUGGGAUACCUGGGCAGGAUGGCACGAGAACGCCUUAAAGAGCUCAGGAUUUACAAGGCGCUCGCACAGAAAUACGCAAAAGAAUUCUUACGACGAAGAAAUCGAGCAACUUCCGGCGGAAGUGAAAAUGGCGAUAGACGAGGCAAGGGCGUGCUUUGAAUACCUUGCGGCAAGGAAACUAGACGUGAGGGGUACUGAGGUGUAAAUAUCAUCAGAACAAUCUUCAUCAUUAUGAUACCACGGUUCAUCAUCGUCCCAAGCGUCAUAUAGAUCACAAUCAUUAUGGACAUCAUCGUCAUUAUCAUCAACGUCAUCAUCAUGAUUGUUAUCACCAUUAUCGUUAUCUUCAUUAUUAUCAUUGUCCUUAUCCUCGUGUCCAUUUCAAUCAGUUUUCUCAUUGAUUAUCAUUAUAUUAUAUUAGUCAUCAUCAUAGUUGUCGUAAUUGUCAUCGACGUCGUCGUCUUCAUCACAACUAUUAUCGUUAUUAUAUUCAUCAUCAUCAUUAUGAUCAUCAUAGCAAUCUCCAUCAUUGUCAUGAUUAUCAUUAUCAUUUACAAUACAGUCAUCACCACUAUUAU